This is a messenger RNA of Dothidotthia symphoricarpi CBS 119687, 1867 nucleotides long. Its product is annotated as DUF1766-domain-containing protein. Bases 303 to 1709 code for a protein of 468 amino acids. The transcript has a single exon. The record is from RefSeq and is a predicted model, not a curated record. Lineage: Eukaryota; Fungi; Ascomycota; Dothideomycetes; Pleosporales; Dothidotthiaceae.
GUUGUGUGGAUCGCGGGUCUUGGCGGCGGGAACAUCCAUGUGGCUCAGCGCCCUGCCUGCCACGCACCCGCCACGCGACUCCGCCACGUUUUUGGCUCCAUCCAUUGUAUCCUGGUAGCUGGCAUUGUGUAUUUGUACGCCACUCCUGUCAUUCAUUCUGAACAAGGUGAAGUCUUGUAUUUUGUCAUCACAAACCGCUUCACCAGGGGAGUCUGUAAACGCGUUUCCUAUCAUAGCUCUUUUGUGUUUUGCCAUCCAGUCCAUUCAUUUCCCACUGUCAUUUCCAGCCAACUGCGUUCACAAUGUCUUUCCAAGGCCGAACCCCAGAAUCUCUCAUGCCCCGCUCAGACUCGCGGAAUCCAGCCACGACGUGCAAAGGCAUCACCAAGUCCGGCCGGCCUUGUAGACGUCCCAUUGACGCGAAGCCGUCCCAGGACAAUGGUGUGAUCGCAGUAGCUUCUGUAGCAAAUGACAGCGAUGAGGAGGACAUCGGUGCCGCUGCGUACUUUUGCUGGCAGCACAAAGAUCAAGCGGAGAAAUUGGCUGCACAGGGUCCGGAUACGCAGCUGUAUCCCCUAAAGGAAAGGAGCAGUAUUGAUACGCUGAUCCAAAGACUUGGUGUGUUAGAUGUUCAUGAUGAAGAGGAGGUAAACGAGCAGAAGCAGGGCAAGGGCCGGAGAAAAGAGCACGGGAGAAUCCAUCGACCGCCGACUUGGGACCAGGUUCAAGGCCCGUUGAUGUCUGUGCCUAGCGACUUGAUGGCGGAGAAGAAGCGAAGAGAUCGACCGGCUAAGCCUGCACCACGGAGAAAGAAGCAGAGUUUCUGGGCGUCGUUGUGUUGUGGUGCCGCGGAUGAGGAUGAGGAUGAGCCUGUGCAAGCCGCUCAUCAUAAGAAAAGGACGAGCGAGAUCCCCAUGCAGCAAACCCCUCCUCGAAGACGAAACUCGCGUCCCUCGACUUCUUCGCCCGCGAGGAAUGACGCGCAAGAAACAUCUGUCCAACCAUCUGUCAACGAGCCUACCGGUAUGGCGAGGUACAUACCAUCCACGCUUCCACCGCAGCUGGCGUCUACAUUGCUCGCCCAGGCCUCGAAACCAAUCUCCCCACAUGACGAAGAAGGCUACAUCUACAUUUUCUGGCUCACGCCCGACGCCGUCGGUCCCGCGCCGUCAUCCACCGCGUCCACUCUCCUCACUCCGCCCUCACGACCCGACGCAGGCCGGCGAACAAGCGACGUACUACGCCAGUACUCUGUGAAGAACCCACAGCGUGCGCGCCCUGAUGCGACGCGCCAAAGAUCCGCAGCAGAUGCAGACGGGGCGACCAGCAAAGAGACGAUCCUUUUGAAGAUUGGCCGCGCGAACAACGUUCACCGGAGAAUGAACGAGUGGACUCAGCAGUGCGGAUAUAGUCUGUCGUUGGUGCGCUUCUACCCGUAUGUUUCUUCAACAUCAGCACCCUCGCCGCAAGCUUCGCCAAACUCACGGCAGACGUCGGAUGUCUCUGGGGUGCGCAAAGUUCCGCACGCGCACCGUGUGGAGCGGAUGGUGCAUCUCGAGCUCGCGGCGCAGCGGGUAGUGAAGAAGUGUGAUGCGUGUGGGAAGGAGCACAGGGAGUGGUUCGAGGUGGAGGCUACGAAGGAGGGCGUGAAGAAGGUGGAUGAGGUGGUCAGGCGGUGGGUCGAGUGGGACGAGAAGAGCGUUGAAUGACGACGGGGAAAGUUGCAGUUUGUGUUUGAUAGUAUUUAAUUCUAUAGACAAUGUCACUGAACAAGGCAUGUAUGCUCGAUGUAAACAGAACAGCAUUGGGGAAGGGGGUAUCUUAAUGUAGCUCUCGCAGCUCAUCAAUAAAAAAAAGGCAGACGAAU